AUGGUCAGGGAGGGUAAUGAUUUUGCAGAUUUGGUGGCGAAAAGGGCAGCUGCCUCUUUUCCCUUAUGGCCAGAUUACAGUACUGUUUCUUGUGACCAGGUCUUAACUGCAGUGCAUAUAGCCCCUCAUACUGAUUACAUUGAUAUUCUUUCUAAGCAGGCUGCAUCAUCUUCGGAUGACUUAGCUUACUGGAAUAUACAUUCUGUUACACCUGAUGCAACUUCUGGUAUCUUCAAGGAUCCUAAAGGUCGCAUAGCAAUCCCUCAAGCUUCUUUUGUGUUACUCGUUCGACAGUUCCAUGGCUAUGGACAUGUCGGACGAAGAGGGGUAUUGGCUAUGCUAAAAGAACGAUUUGUAAUUAACAGGUUAGAUCAGACAGUUACCAAUAUUUUAUCCAGGUGCUUAACAUGUGCAAGAGUUAAUACUACCAAGCCGCAGUUUGGUAAACAUGACCACCAAUGUUAAAUUUACAAAUAGACUUCACGCAUAUGCCAACGGCAAAAGGUGGACUCAAGUAUUUACUUGUCAUAGUAGACACAUUCUCAAAAUGGGUGGAGGCCUAUGCAUGUGUACGCGAAAAUGCCCGCACGGUAAGCAAAAUAUUGUGUAAAGAAAUUAUACCACGUUUUGGCUGCCCAGUUAUGAUUAAUAGUGAUAUAGGAACUCCUUUCACUUCAGCAGUUACACAGCAGGUUUGUAAAAUGUUGAGUAUAGAUUGGAAAUUUCAUAUACCCUAUCACCCUCAGUCAUCAGGGCAAAUGGAAAGGAUGAAUAGAACGAUCAAGGAGAAAUUGACAAAAGGAGGCUCGGGUAGCACACGCAAUUGGCCAGACAAUUUGCCAGCAGUUUUAGCUGAGAUCAGAAUGACCCCUAGUUCCACUACGGGUUAUUCACCCUUUGAAAUUUUAAUGGGGAGACCUUUUCCAACUCCAUGGUGUAAGUCCAAAGGUGCUCCGAUGGUGAGCAGAGACCUAAAUGUUGUGUUAGAUGACUAUGUAUUGAACCUUGUAGACAAAUUGAAUGGCAUCUAUGGUGAUGUGUCUCCAUCUCUUCCUCAUCCUUCAGGUACAACCACACAUCCUUUCAGGCCUGGAGACCAAGUCUCGGUGAAGUCCCUCUUCAAAUCCGGAACCUUUGAUCCGCCAUACGGCCCUCCGACAACAGUUGUUGCCCUCACCCGAACAGCCGUUCUGACCGAGGAGAACCAGACAUGGAUUCAUGCAAGCAGAUUAAAAAGAUGUCCCACAUCAAGCACUCUGGAUAUUCCAAGCAAAGAACUCUGGAUAUUCCAAGCAAAGAACGUUCAACCUCAGACUCUGGUCCAGAAUGAACAAUAG
Pelobates cultripes (western spadefoot toad) is the source of this 1337-nucleotide messenger RNA. Lineage: Eukaryota; Metazoa; Chordata; Amphibia; Anura; Pelobatidae. The record is from the annotation of a GenBank genome assembly.